Molecule: messenger RNA, 379 nt
Organism: Austrofundulus limnaeus
Lineage: Eukaryota; Metazoa; Chordata; Actinopteri; Cyprinodontiformes; Rivulidae
Product: diacylglycerol kinase zeta
Source: RefSeq, a predicted model, not a curated record
AGGUCCAGGCUAACUGAUUUCUGCACCAACAGCCCCGGAGGAGCCCCCCAGAGGUCCGAUUCGUCUCUGCGUCCGACAUGGACACCUUUUUUCGUCGUCACUUUAAGAGGAAGGAAGCCCCCCUGCAGGUGGAGGCCCCCGCCUGCCGCCAGAGGAGGCCCAGCGUGGCCGUUCCAACCAGUAAGGCCCGUCGGAGGUCCAGCGUCGGCCUGCCCUCCUCCGCUCUGACCCGGAGGCGCCGCUCCAGCAUCCAGCUGCAGCCAGGACCCCCGAGCGCUGGCGGGGGCCGUCUGAUGAAGGCGUGCCAUCAUGACGGGGCGGGCCGCAGGCGCUCCAGCACCACCACCCCCAGUCUGAACCCGAGGUUCGCUGUGUGCCG